Medicago truncatula (barrel medic) is the source of this 866-nucleotide messenger RNA. Its product is annotated as putative ripening-related protein 1. Bases 23 to 478 code for a protein of 151 amino acids. Lineage: Eukaryota; Viridiplantae; Streptophyta; Magnoliopsida; Fabales; Fabaceae. The transcript has a single exon. The record is from RefSeq and is a predicted model, not a curated record.
AAAAACAAAUAAAAAUAAUAAAAUGAAGGGUGUCAAAAUGAGUUCAAGUUCCAUUCAAACAAUGAUCAUUCUUGUAAUCCUUGUAUCAACUUUGUGCUCAAGCAUUGAAGCUUCAACCAGAAAACCAAAUAGAAGAAGGUUUAAACCAGAACAUCGUCAUAAAGCAAUCUUAACAUUGAACAGCUUUGAAAAAGGUGGAGAUGGAGGAGGACCAUCAGAGUGUGACAACAAGUUUCACUCUGACAAGACACUUGUUGUAGCAUUAUCAACUGUUUUGUUCAACCACAAGAAGAGGUGUCUGAAAGAGAUUACUAUAUUUGGUAAUGGUAAAAGGGUUAAUGCCAAGGUUGUUGAUGAGUGUGAUUCAAGUAAAGGGUGUAAGAACAAUAUUGUUGAUGGUUCUGCUGCUGUUUGGAAGGCUUUGGGUGUGCCUAAAAAGAAAAGGGGUGAAAUGGACAUUUUCUGGUCAGAUGCUUGAUGCAAUCAAAUGUGAAUUGAUUAUAUAUAUGUUAGUGUGUAUUUAUCAUAAUAUACACACAUAAUAUAAAGAAAAAAAGACAUAAGUGUCUCAUUUCAAAUAAAAACACAAACUCUCGAUAAAAAGGUCAUGAAAAAGUUUACCAUUAGGGUUUUCAUUCUCCACAUCAAUAUCAUGGAAAAUAUUUGAUAGGUACACCCAACUUCCAAUUUAAAAAAGAGAGAAAAAGAAAGUUGGUGUGAUAUAUGUAGUAUAUUAGUGAUGUGAUGUGAUAAGAGAUAGAAUGAAAAUGAGAUGUUGAACGGUGUAUGAAAAUUAAGAGUGUCAAAUGUAUCAUUGUUGUAAUAUCAUGAAUAUGUCAAUAAAGUGUCGGUUUAGUGAUAUGAAA